Messenger RNA from Suillus bovinus, 1127 nucleotides. RefSeq names its product acyl-CoA-binding protein. Gene Ontology annotation, biological process: fatty acid metabolic process. The transcript has 5 exons. The record is from RefSeq and is a predicted model, not a curated record. NCBI's taxonomy places the organism in Eukaryota, Fungi, Basidiomycota, Agaricomycetes, Boletales, Suillaceae. The coding region runs from base 469 to 771 and encodes 100 amino acids. Gene Ontology annotation, molecular function: fatty-acyl-CoA binding.
CCUUUUUAGGUCUAGCGGUUGAAUGGACGGAUAAUUUUCUCUGUAUUUCUUGGAGUGACGGCGGUGGAGCUGACCGUGAAGUACUGCUACUAGUCGUCAUGGGUGGGAGUGAGAUGGGUGUGGGUAUUCGUGACGAAGAGGUCACAAGAAGUUCGUGUGACAUAUAUAGUCACGAUAGGCUUGGACUGCGCUCAGCGCUCGUACUGGACCAAUGAGACUUUUGUAAGGGAAAAAAAGAUUAAGAGGUGGUACUUGUGCGAUGUUAUAUAGGCUAGACUGCGGACUAGUGAUUCACAUUGUGGCAUGAAGUACCAGUGCUACCAGCGAGUGCAUUGGCCCAAUUGUCUUGUUCAAAGCGAUACUAGAACAAUAUCAGCUGAUAAGAUCAAAUGCAGCCGGUUCCAGAUCUGGCAACCGCUGGCAGAGAGUUGCGUUUUGUCUUGACCUUCAUCUCUCUCUCCUUCGACGAUGACCUCUAAAUUUGAAAAAGCUGUUGCAUACGUCCAAGGUCUGGACAAGGAUGGAGCGGGCCCUGAUGCCUCUGUCAAGCUGGAGUUUUAUAAAUUCUACAAGCAAGCUACUGUAGGAGAUGCAGAUCCGGCCAAGCAACCCUCUGUAUUUCAAUUCGUCGAGCGUGCUAAAUGGAAUGCUUGGAACGGUGUCAAGGGAAUGACGAAGAAGGAAGCGGAGGAGAAAUACGUGGAACAGCUUAUUAAAUACCUCAAGGAGAAUCACCCGAAUGAGAGCAUUCUGAAAGAGUUGGAAGGAUGAACUAUGUGGUGCACGUGGAUUGUAGGAAACUCGUGUUUUGUAAGAAGGAUGAGCCGAACACAUAGGAGUAUGGCGAAUGAGAACAGCAGCACGUUCUGAGCGAAGUUUAUUCUGAUAGGUGGCCACCAGAAGAUGAUGAAAGGGUGUUCGAGGACCUGUCAGAUGACGACUGCAGCUGCGGCUGUGGUCUUGCUGUGCGUCUGUGGUAAGUUUCGGCGCCCGUUUUUCAUUACCUGCCACCAAAUGAAGUGUUCGAUGGACGGAUAUGACAAAAGCCGACUUGCCGUGGCAGAUAUAUAACGUUGGUGGCCGACAUACGCUGAAUCGAAACAAAGUUUGAACAGCAACGAAUUAAU